Molecule: messenger RNA, 1206 nt
Organism: Talaromyces rugulosus
Lineage: Eukaryota; Fungi; Ascomycota; Eurotiomycetes; Eurotiales; Trichocomaceae
Exons: 1
Coding region: 1-1206 (401 amino acids)
Source: RefSeq, a predicted model, not a curated record
AUGCCUCCGUUCUCCCCAUUUUUAUUCCUCCUGGGAAGCAUUACAGCGACCGUCGUUAAUGCACAACCCACUGUCAAACGCUCACAGCCAACUUGCUCUGAUGUCACCAUUCCUGUUACAAUCACCGCAGAGAAUUAUCAGACCCCAGGUGGAUUGUUGUCUGUGCUAACCAAUCUCGAGACCGGCGCCAUUGCCGAAGAGUUGCAAAAUGUCUUGAACGAUGCUGGGAGCAUUAUCCAGGAGACUUUGUCCACUGGCGGAACAUACGACAUAUCUGCCCGCUUCUGUGAACCCGAAAUCCAGGUGCCCGGAAGAUCUGACACGAUUCAGCUGUUAGUUCAUGGAAUCACUGUGGAUAAGAACUACUGGUCGGGAGGUGGCUUUCCUGAGGGAUUGGACGGCGACGUCUACUCCUGGAUCGCCUAUGCUUCCAAAUUGGGCUUUCCAACGCUGUCUAUCGAUCGCUUAGGUUAUGCUAACUCCUCACACCCUGACCCAAUCCUUGAAGUUCAAGUUCCAGCUCAAGUUGAGGUUCACCACGACAUCAUUACGAAGCUUCGCAACGGUGACAUUGGCGGUCGUAAAUUCAGUAAAGUUGCCUAUAUUGGCCAUUCCUUCGGCUCGGUCCUGGGCAACAGCCACUCAUCUACGUACCCAAAUGAUGUCGACGCUCUGAUCCUCACCGGUUAUACCAAAUUCAUCAAGCCUACGUUGCCCGGUAUUGCUGUCACUCCACUUGCGCUACCAGCUGUACUAGUUUCGUCCCGAUACAGCGAUCUCGCUCUUGGCUACAUGGCAAUGAGCAACGAUGCUGGACGCGUCUCUCUGCUAUUCACCGAUGACAAGAGCGAGUGGCCACAAGAAAUUGUUCCUCUCGACAGAUCAACUCAAGAUACUGUCACUGUGGGCGAGUUUAUCAGUGCCAUAUUCUCUACAAACGUCGCAAACGAUUAUACCGGACCUGUUCAAGUCAUUACUGGGCACAAGGAUCAGGUCUUUUGCGGAAUAUCUCUACCUGAAGUCACUGGAGAGACGAACUGCGGCGAGGGCGACCAAAACAUGAUUGCCCAGACUGGGACCCUUUAUCCAAAGGCCAACUAUUCUUACGUUGAUAUUCCAGGCACCGGGCAUGUUCUCAACUACCACUACACCGCUAACCAAACUUUCAAGGCCGCACAUGACUUUCUUGAAGACCAUGGCUUUUAA